CUGCUGCUCGCCGCCACACUCUCGCGUACACUCCAAGGUGAACUCCGUGGUGGAGGCUGAGCAGCUGCGAGUGGCCGACUUUUCCCACAGGUGGCCGCCACCAGAAGACCGGAAUCCCCCCCCCCCUCGCCCCCCAGCGAGCACAGGUGCACUCUGAGGAUUUACCAGUCCAUCACAAGCAUGCAGGAGAACAACAUGGACCACCCCACGUCGCUGUCGCAGCUCUUAAGAGAGAGCUACCUGGCGGAAGCCAGAGCCCAGCAGCGCCACAGCGAGAUGAGCCGCUCGGACGCUUCUUCCUCGCGCCCUCAGAUCUACGCCUCACUCAAAGGCAAGAACGAGGACUCGACGGGCCACAACGAUCCACAGUUCCACGACCUCUCAGCCUUCCUCAGCCAAGAGGAGCUGGAUAAGAGCGUGAACCUCGCCCGCCAGGCCAUCGGACAUGAGCCCCGGGAGGAGAGGGCAGAGGUCAAGGCCUCUGUCGCCCCAUCAACCCCCUCCCACAUCUCCCCAGCCUCCUCCUCAGAACCGCCAGCUGUAGCCAACCCCUUCCCUGCCCCCUCCACUGUGCCCUUCACCAAGCCGGCCUCCGAACUUAAAGAACCGCCGGCAACACACACAACAUUCGCAUCAGACAGAAAGACGCACAAAGCAUCCACGCAGCAGGAAACAAUGAGCAGGGACACGAGGGACACGAGCGAGGGAUUCAACGACUUUAACCGGGCGGGGAGGAACGCCCCGUAUGGUCCGGAGACCCAGUCCAAGAAGGAGUUCCUCAACAAGGCAGCAGACUUUAUUGAGGAGCUCUCUUCGCUCUUCAAGGCCAACAGCUCCAAGCGGGUGCGACCGAGAGCGAGCAAAUCCCACAGGAGUAGGAACCAGAACAAGAGCCAGAGCGAUGGGACGGCUCACCCGCUCGGGCCAGACAACAGGGAGCGCUCCGUCGUGCCCGUGGAGGUGGAGCAGGACACCCCCGGACCCCCCGCCGCUAACCACCAGGCAGAGGCCCAGGUGGACUCCGGGAUGGCCCACGUGGACCUUCAGGACAGGAGGGUUACCGGGGAGCCGCAGUACGGCCAUGUUUCCCAGCAGGAGGGGGCUGAAAACUGUGGCGCGACGGGAGGGCCGUACCCGGCGGAGCCGGCGUGUGAGCCUCCUUUCUUCAUCCAGAAACUGAAGAGCAGGGAGGUCCCCGAGGGGAGCAAGGUCCAACUGGACUGCAUUGUUAGAGGACUCCCCGUGCCGGAAGUCCGGUGGUUUUGCGAGGGCAAGGAGCUGGAGAACAGCCCUGACAUUCAGACCGUCACUGAUGGAGAGCUGCACUCUCUGAUCAUUGCGGAGGCCUUUGAGGAAGACACCGGACGCUACUCCUGCUUCGCAUCUAAUUUCUACGGCACUGACUCAACGUCAGCAGAGAUCUAUGUCGAAGGUGUUUCCUCUUCGGACUCCGAGGGCGAGCAGCACUUUGAGCAUGUAGCCCAGCCACAGAAGAGAUCUUCUCCCCCAUCAUCAGGCCAAACUCUCUCUGCAGAGGGGAAAGACUCUCCUCCCUCCCAACCUGCAGCAGCGACCGAGGAGCCGGCGGAGCAGAUCUCCUCUCCAACAACCACCCAAAUAAUCCCAGAACCUCUCCGAACACUGUGGACGUCGGCCACCGCACUUCCAGUCACGGGACCCUCUAAAUCCCCAGCUCACCCUGCUCCGGAAGAGGGAACAGUAUCAGCCGUGCAGGCGGUUCCGACUUUGCCCCCUGGUGAGCCUUCAGCAGCUCGGGAUGCGUCAACAUCUGUCGCAGCCACACCUCCACCUCUGCAGACCUCGUCAUCGGCAGCUGCAACUCAGCUGCCUCUGAGCGCAGUGGUCUCGUCUGCGCUCACUUUCCUAUCUGCUCCAACACAGACCCCCCAACCAGAGACUCAAACCUCCAACCAUAACUCUCCACUGGGGUUGAACGGCCUCCCCGUUAUGGCUGCCCCUGUAUUCACAAAGAGCUUGCAGGACCUCCUUGCGUCAGAAGGCCAGCUGGUGGUGCUAGAGUGCCGUGUGAAAGGGGUCCCGUCUCCUCGCGUGGACUGGUACAAAGAGGGGAAAAUCAUAGAUGACUCUCCUGACUUCCGGAUUCUGCAGAAAAAGCCCAGAUCUCCGGCUGAAUCAGAGGGAAUAUGCACUCUGGUCAUUGCCGAGGUCUUUCCUGAAGAUUCAGGGGUGUUUAACUGCACCGCAACCAACAAGUUUGGAACCGUGUCUAGCACUGCGACUCUAACGGUCAAAGGCAAUGGAAGCAACAGCAACCAUGUGAGGCCUUUCAGCGGGUUAAUGGUGAAGCCCCAUCAAAUGCAAGAACCUUCUUCAGCUCCCACCGUGGACCCUCACCCAGAAGUGACUGUGAACAACAGCAUCAAGCCCCACUGCAGCACUAUUCACCUGGACCCGCUCGUCUCAAGCACCUUACGUCUGGACCCCCUGAGCACCAGCACCCUCCAUCUUGACCCCCACGGCUCAAGCAUGUUGCGUGCAGACCCCUUACGCACCAGUCUACAAAGUCUGGAACCCUCCAGCCUGAGGAGCGGCUCCUGCCUCGUCUCACGCAGCAGUAGCACCCCAAGCCUAGAUCCUACCUGCCUCAACCAGAACCCUCCUGGACCCGGUGCACCACGUCAAGAACCACACGGGCAUGGACAGGUGCUCUCGUACCCAAACCCCCCCACUUGUCGAUUUGCGGCUGAGACCUCAGCGGAGCAGGAAGUGUCCCAACCAUUGGCGAUAUCGCCUGACACCAGCCCUAAGGUGAAGGGCACCUCAAACCAUCAGAAUGGGAGCGUCAUUGUGGUGGCCCUCCCUGAUCCUCCGCCGAACUCCUGCCUAAAGACAGGCGCCCAGACCAACCACAAAGACUCCAGGGUCGGCCUGCGUGUGCACUUCAAACUGCCUGAGGACGAGGCGGGUGAAAGUGAUGCGUCCAGUCAGUUUGAUGAGGACGCCGCCAUGUCUGGGAACAGAGAACCACCACCAGUGCUGGCUAAACCCAAACUGGACCCGGCCCAGCUCCAGCUCCUGCACAACCAGGUCCUCAUGGAGCAGCAGCAGGACACCAAACCUCCGACCCAAACCCACACCCAGCCGCAGGCCCACCCCCAAUUACAGAUCCAGCCCGAGGUCUCCAAUGAAGGUUCGCUGUGGUCACCCCAAAUGCACGGCGAACCCCAUCAGCCACCCAUUCAGCCUUCCCUUAGCACUACGUCACCACAGAAGCCCAACUCCGCACCUCCGUUGACAGCGGCUCCCCCCGGUCCCUUUGUGAGCUCUGCUCCAGGACUCAACACCACCUUUUCACCCCUUCUUAAUACUUCUGCUUUCAGCUCCACUCCUUCACUCCCUCAGCUAAAGACCUUGUCCGUGCUGACCUCUCCUCCACCUGCCCCACAGCUGAAAACAGCUCCCCCUUUCAGUAUGGCUGCUGUACCCCAGAUGAACACCAUCCAUGCCUCCCACCUAAACCUCUCCCCUUCAACACUUGCCAGAACUGCACCUACACUCCAAUUUUACUCUCCUUCUGCACCGAAGCUUAGCGCAGCCCUUACAGGUCCGAGCUCAACCUUACAGCAGAUCACAUCUCCCGCUCCGCUACUGAGAAGCACCCACGCCUCCCUGAUGAACCUCACCGCCACCUCCCACACCUUCAACUACGCCCGGCCAAAAGAGUUCAUAGCUGCUCAGGCAUUCUCACCGGUCAUGAGUCCUUCCCCGACUGAAUCCCCGGUUCCUCUCCUCCAAGAGCUGGCUGCUGAGCUCAACUCCUCCGCGGCCAGCUCCCCUACUCUCCCACCAUUCUGCCCGCCACCCAGGAUCUUCCCCAAUAAGGGUGUUCAAGUCCCCACCAGCCCUCCCUCCUUGGUUUCCUCACCCACACCGGUGUCUGCAGCAUUCCUGAACAGCCUGAGGGCCCAGUCGCCUCCACAGGCCUCCUCUCCCACAUCCAGCAGCUCCACCCCCAGCCCCAUUCAGAACCCCGUGGCGUUCCUGAGCUCCGUCCUGCCGUCCCUGACCCCGAGUCAGCCCACCAACUCGAUGGGCCUGCCCAAGGGAGCUCCUUUAGGGUUAAAAAAGAGCGUCCCAAAGUUGCGCCUCUCGUCGAAUGAAAACAUUCACGAAAGCAAAGAAAGUCUUCUCCAUGAUCUAGAGAAUAAGCUUGGAUUUAAAGACGACGCUCCACAUUUCACACAUCAACAGAAGCCGAGUAAUGAGUGGAAAACAGGGAGCAGACCCCUUGGACCAAACAUUCCUGCUAAUGUCAAUAACUAUGAUAAGGAGUACAAAGUGUCCAAUUUUGAGCAGAGACUAAUGAGCGAGAUUGAAUUCCGAUUGGAGCGGACGCCGGUGGAGGAGUCUGAUGAUGAGGUGCAGCACGAUGACGUCCCUACAGGAAGAUGCAUUGCACCUAUAUUUGACAAGAAACUGAAGAAUUUCAGAACAACGGAAGGCGUGCCUGUCACACUGUCCUGUAAAGUUGUGGGAAUCCCUUUUCCGAAGGUUUACUGGUUUAAGGAUGGCAAGCAGAUCUUGAGGAAGAAAACCCAUUACAAGAAGAUAAGAGAGGGGGAUGGGACCUGCGCUCUACAUAUAGAGUCCACGACCAACGAGGACGACGGCAACUACACCAUCAUGGCAGCGAACCCACAGGGAAGAAUUAGCUGCUCGGGUCAUUUGAUGGUCCAAACGGGACCUCCCCGAAACCGACUGACACCUAUUCACUCUCAGAGGGUGCGAACCCGCAUACAGGAAGUCGAAGGUGAGAGAACCCAGGAGCAAUUUUUUCGCCCUCACUUUCUCCAGGCACCGGGGGACAUGCUGGCCCAUGAAGGAAGACUAUGUAGACUAGACUGUAAGGUGAGCGGCCUCCCCAACCCAGAGCUCAUGUGGUUGGUCAACGGGGGGCCAAUCUAUCCCGACCUUUACCACAAGAUGUUGGUGCGGGAGAAUGGCGUCCAUUCUCUGGUCAUUGACCCCUUGACGCAGAAUGACGCCGGCACAUACACCUGCAUCGCCAGCAACAAAGCAGGGCAGAGCUCCUUUAGUCUCGAGCUCAAAGUUGUGGAGAAGGAGAUGAAGCACCCUCCCCAGUUUGUGGAGAAGCUGCAGAACGUGGGUAUUCCUAGUGGGACUCCGGUCAGGCUGGAGUGCCGGGUGGUGGGCAUGCCCCCUCCAGUCAUCUUCUGGAAGAAAGACAAUGACACCAUCCCUAAAACCAAGGCCAGAAUCAGCAUGACCCAGGAUCCAACCGGGUAUGUGUGCCUCCUCAUCCAGCCGACAACCAAAGACGACGCUGGCUGGUACACAGUGUCUGCAAAAAACGAGGCAGGAAUUGUAUCAUGCACCUGCAGGCUUGAUAUCUAUGCACAGUGGCACCAGAGCAUCCCCGCACCCAUGAAAAAGGCUCCGCGUGCGGCCGGCCGCUACGCGGCUCUGACGGGCCAGGGGCUCGACAUCAAGUCGUCUUUCGCCACGUCGGAGAACAGCCCCAUCCUGUUCUCCAGCUCCCCUGCAGAGGCCAUAAUGGAGAGUGAGGAGCUGUGAGUCUGCAGCAUAUUGGACGCGCUGAGGUCAAAACCCUGGAGGGCUCAUACAAGCAGAUGCUAUGGGAUUUGUGUGAUGCUUUUGAAGUGAUACACUCGGAGUAGAAUGGCAAUGAGUUAUUGUGUUAAGGCUAUCGGCGCUGGUAGUGGGUUUGUCACCAUUCCUAUUCACUCAAGCCAUAUGAAUUGGUUUCACAUACAGAAAAGCAGACCUUAGGUCUUAGGUCAUGAGACUUCAGUAGGGUUGAUAAGUGUUUUUUCAGACUGGCUUGAAUGACGUUUGUUUUCUAUAUCAUUUUUAGUUAUGACAGUGUGUGUGUGUGGGAGAGAGGGGGGUGCCGAAUGUUGGUUAUAACAGCUGUUCCUUAUUGUUAGUCCUGUUCUCAAAGUGGAACAAGCGCUGCUUGUUUUUAUGCAAAAAAUAUUUACCUGAAUUGGUAGUCAUAUUUUAAAGUAAAAUGUCCAUAAUAUAAAUGUAUUUAUUAAUAAUCACAGUUUAGAGUAUAUAAAUAGAAAUAUGUGCUCCAUGGCUACAUUUACCUGAAUCAUUUCUUUCCUUAAUCACUGGUUCAUAUUUUUGCACCAUGUUUUUUCAUGUGCACGCCUGCCAAUGGUUGAUGAUGAUGCAAUAUCGUAUGAACACUGUCUGCAGUCGUAAUAAUAAUAUGCAGUUAGGUCACUCACUCAUUCAUGGUUACAAGUUGAAAGACAAAAGAUUUUGUCAAAUAUGUUUUGCUUUGUAGUUGUUUGGUUCAAUGAUUUAUCUGGAUUGUAUCCACAGUUUGAGAUGGAUUAACAGAGAAAUGAGUCCGAUGAGACUAAUAGCCUUUUGUUUUGCUGUCGGACAUCAACAAGUCAAAAACGGACGUUAUAAUUGAACUUUGAUCGAAGUUGUUUUCCAAAUAUAUAUUGAAGAAAAGUACAUACUAAACUGAUGUAAAGUUGCACUUUGUAAAAUAGUUUUGUCUCGCUCAGAAUAAAGUUAUAUUUAUUCAAA
Gasterosteus aculeatus aculeatus (three-spined stickleback) is the source of this 6573-nucleotide messenger RNA. RefSeq names its product myopalladin (gene mypn). NCBI's taxonomy places the organism in Eukaryota, Metazoa, Chordata, Actinopteri, Perciformes, Gasterosteidae. Gene Ontology annotation, molecular function: protein kinase activity. The record is from RefSeq and is a predicted model, not a curated record.